Messenger RNA from Andrographis paniculata, 684 nucleotides. RefSeq names its product WAT1-related protein At2g37460-like. Gene Ontology annotation, cellular component: plasma membrane. The transcript is spliced from 6 exons. The record is from RefSeq and is a predicted model, not a curated record. Bases 1 to 684 code for a protein of 227 amino acids. Lineage: Eukaryota; Viridiplantae; Streptophyta; Magnoliopsida; Lamiales; Acanthaceae. Gene Ontology annotation, molecular function: transmembrane transporter activity.
AUGCAUACAUAUCUAUGCUUGAUCUUAAGUUCCAACAAUUUGUUCAAAUUCAAAGGGUUCAGGUUUAAUCCUCCGACGACGAAGAUGAAGCUGUCGAAAGAGAAGUUGAGUAAGUUGUUUGGGAAGUUGAAGCCAUUUUUGGCUAUGGUAUUUCUACAAGCAGGCUUUGCUGUAAUGGACAUCAUUUCUAAAGCUGCAAUGAAUCAAGGGAUGAGCAAUUUCGUGUUCGUCGUUUAUAGACAUGUUUCCGCCACCAUCAUCACGGCGCCCAUUGCCUUCGUCGCGGAAAAGAAUAUAAGGCCAAAGAUGACCCUCACUGUGUUUGGCAAGCUCUGUCUUCUUGGCCUUCUUGACCCAGUGAUCUGCCAGAAUCUGUAUUUUCUAGGGAUGAAAUACACAACUGCUACCUUUGCUGCUGCUUUGUCCAAUGUUCUUCCAGCCAUAACAUUCCUCAUGGCAUGGCUAUUCAGGAUGGAGAAGGUGAAGUUAACCAAAAUGCGUAGCCAAGCCAAGAUGGUCGGGACACUUGCGACAGUUGCCGGAGCCAUGAUCAUGACACUGGUGCACGGUCCGAACCUCAACUUACCAUGGACAAAACCUGAGGCAGCCAAGGCAGAGCCGCACGGGCGACUGAGUCUCGAGCAAUCAAUCAAGGGUGCUCUCAUGACUUAUCGAUACACAUAA